Molecule: messenger RNA, 1635 nt
Organism: Menidia menidia (Atlantic silverside)
Lineage: Eukaryota; Metazoa; Chordata; Actinopteri; Atheriniformes; Atherinopsidae
Source: the annotation of a GenBank genome assembly
AUGGCGUCGUCCGGCUGGGACUGUUUGUUCUGCCUGACCCCGGCCCUGCUGGUCCUGCUGCUGUCUCUGGCCCUCCGCCGGCCCGGAGCGCGCCGCUGGACCAGACUGGCCGCCGGGGCCGCCGGCCGGAGGCUGUGGGGGGUUUUCUGCCUGGUCACACGUCUGCCAACGCCCGGGGGCGAGGGGGAGCUGACCGAAGGUUCGGGUCGGGACCGGACGCCGGACCGACCCCGGCUGGUCUGCAAAGCCACGGCGCUGGCCAGACACCUGCUGCAGCACUGCCCCUCCAUGGCCGGGCCCGCUCUGGCCGCCUGGCCCUGGGGCGACCCCCACGUCCAGACCCUGGUCGCCCUGUUCUGCGGACAGCGCGGGGACGGCGUCCGGUUCAGCCGGGAGCACCUGCUGCUGAAGGACGGCGGGAUCGUGGCCCUGGACUGGGCCUCGGGGCCGGCGAGGAGAAGGUGGGAGGGGAGGAGGGAGCCCCCUGUUCUCCUGCUGGUCCCCCAGUGCUGGGGGGGGACCACCCCGCACCUGAGGAUGCUGAGUCAGCGGGCCCUGCGGCAGGGCUUCUGCGUGGUGGUGUUCCACCACCGGGGCACGGCGGGGGCCCCGCUCGCCACCGCGCGGCUGACCGAGUUCGGGGACCCGGCUGACCUACAGCAGGCGGUGGACUACGUCCACAGUCGCCACCCGUCCUCGGCGCUGGUGGCGGUCAGCGAGGGCUCGGGCUCGGGGGUCCUGCUCUCCUACCUGGGGGAAUGUGGCUCCAGCACGCCGCUGCUGGCCGCCGCUGCCCUCUCCCCCGUCCUGCUGGGCCGGCUGUGGCUGGAAAGGCCCCUGCCGCCCAUUUAUCGGUGGGGGGCGCUGUUCCACAGGAAGCUUCAGCUCAGGAGAUAUGGAAGCUCCCUCAGAGGAGUUCUGAAUGUGGACGGCGCCCUCAGCUCUUCCUCUCUCAGAGACUUUGAGGAGACUCUUUUCUGCUCUUCGGCCCAGCUCAAGCAGGGAGUUUCCACGUCUCCGGGAAGCUCCUUAAACUCCGGAUCUCCCUCCGGCCGGGGCCCUGACCCCUCAGUGGUCUGGGCACUGGGCGAGCGGGCCUACCCGGCCACGGACUGGGACGGCUACUGGGGGAGGAACGAGCCCCUGAGGGACGCCGACGAGGUGGCGGUGCCGGUGCUCUGCAUCCGCAGCAGGGACGACCCCCUCCUCCCCCCCGCCUCCACGCUCCCCCUCCCCCUCUUCCGCAGCAAUCCCUACUUCCUCCUGCUGCUGACCAACAGAGGGGGGCACUGCGGCUUCACUCUGGACGGCCGAGGGGAGACGGACCAGGGAACGAGAUGGGAUGAGGAUGAGGAGGAGGAGGAGGGGGGGCACAUCUGGAGUCACAUCACAGUUCUGGAGUACUUCAGAGUGUUGGCCGAUUUCCUGAAGGAGGGGGGGAGAGACGGGGUCAGCUGGAGGGGCCCGACGGAGCUGCACGGUCAGAGCGGUCAGAAGACCUGGACCAGCACUUUGGCGCCCGCUCGCAGGAGGAGAGCCACCUUGAUGAGGAGGAUGAGAGCACAGGAGACAGAGAACUCCACAGACGAGUCAGAGGCAGCGGGCUUCACCUGGAAGAGGUCAUACACACGCUGA